CUGGAAAGACCGAAUAACAGCACGUGUCUGCCCUUCUUUCCUUCCCUCCCAUUUCCCCACACUCAACCGCCGCCCAUUUCCCGCCGCCGCCCCGCCCUCCAUUCUUCGCCGGAGUUUCCCACCAGUCAUUUCCCCUUAAAUUAUCUCUUUCGUCACGUUUUCCUUGAAAGAUCUCGCCCCUCUGAAAUCCCCCUGAACGAUUGAUUCACACUCUGUAAAGUAAAGUCCGUCCCUUUCCCACCCGAAAAGCCGUUUCUUCAGCAGGAAGCACUACAGUCGAUUACUUUACUGUUGUAGAUGAUUCAUCGUCGGGCCGCAUGAUUCCACCCGAUUCACAUCUCGUUCUACCCGCUACGCAUCCCACACCGCUCCUUUUUCACGGCGGCACCGCCUAUCGAUCUUCUCUCCGGUUUGAUCCGACGACUGGAUCCCGCUACCGGCGGCGGAUGUGUAGCAUGUCUUCGCCCGUCUGUUGCUUCGGGGAAGGCAGUUGGCGGCGGAGGAGGACGAAGGGAGGGUUGAAAGUGGAGAUUGACAGUGGCGGGGAAGAUGUUUUGGAUGCAGGAGUUGCUGCGGAAUCGAGGGCUUAUCCUGAACAUCUGGUGGUCAUGGUUAAUGGGCUCGUUGGAAGCUCUGCGGAUUGGAGAUAUGCAGCAGGGCAGUUUGUGAAGAAACAUCCGGAUAAAUUGGUUGUGCACAGGAGUGAAUGCAACUCAUCUAAAUUGACAUUUGAUGGUGUUGAUUUGAUGGGUGAGAGGCUGGCUGAGGAGGUACUAUCUCUUGUCAGGCGUCGUCCUGAAGUGCGGAAGAUCUCAUUUGUCGCUCACUCCUUAGGCGGACUUAUCGCCCGGUAUGCUGUUGCAAGGUUGUAUGAGCAAUCACCAAAGGUGGUUCAAUCAGGAGAUGCAAUGCAAGGUGCUGAUAAAAAACCUUACGAAGACAGAAUCGCAGGGCUUGAACCAAUUAACUUCAUAACCUUUGCAUCGCCACAUCUCGGUUCACGAGGACAUAAGCAGUUCCCUAUUCUCUGCGGCCUUCCUUUUCUUGAGAGACAAGCAUCUCAGACUGCUCACUUGAUCGCUGGAAGGACUGGGAAACAUCUUUUCUUGACUGAUAAUGAUCAUGGGAAGCCUCCUCUUCUCCUCCGAAUGGUCAAUGAUUCUGAUGAAUUGAAAUUCAUAUCAGCUCUGUGUGCAUUCAAGCGUCGCGUGCUUUAUGCCAAUGCUAAUUUUGAUUAUAUGGUUGGUUGGGGGACAUCAUCAAUCAGGCGUCAAAAUGAGCUACCUAAGUCCACUGCACUUAGAUUAGAUGAGAAAUAUCCCCACAUUGUCUACAUUGAGCCUGAGAAUACAGAAAACAAGCAUGAUCGAACAUCUUCCUCAAGUCUCGUGGAACAGACGAUGGAUCUAGAAGAGAUGAUGAUCAAUGGUCUUACUCAAGUACCUUGGGAACGCAUACAUGUUAGCUUCCACAAGAGUAGGCAGCGGUUGACUGCUCAUAACACUAUUCAGGCAAGUGAAGAGCUAUUGGUUGAACUCAGAUGGUGCUGAUGUGAUUUACCACAUGAUAGAUAACUUCCACAUCUAGCUGCAUUGAAGUUGGGUUCUUCCCAUCAACAGUGUUCCAAAGAUGGCCUGGAUUUCUUCUUUAUUCUCAUGUGUCAUGUGCAAACAUGAAAGUUCACAUCUUGGUAACAUAUAGAGAAACUGCAGACAGCAGACUGUUGUGCAUUUUGCUCUUGCGUCUUGUAGAUUAUUAGCAUGUGCACCAAAAAGCUGUAUUUUCUCGAAAUUAGUUCAUCAUUAGACCAAACUGCCAAACUGUAUAAAGCUGUGUUACUGUGAUUGUAUAAUGGUGCAAUCUAUCUGGAUAAACUGCCAACCUUUUGGUUUGCUACUAUGGUGUUAAUAACUUGAAUUCCAGGCCUUGGCUUUAUACUCA
Molecule: messenger RNA, 1941 nt
Organism: Linum tenue
Lineage: Eukaryota; Viridiplantae; Streptophyta; Magnoliopsida; Malpighiales; Linaceae
Source: the annotation of a GenBank genome assembly